UCUGUACUAAAUUCAAAAUGGAGGUUCUGUCUUGGUCCGGCGAUUGGAAUCUCCCAUCGGUGGACGUCUGCUGUUUGGAGGUUUUGGCCUACGCUAAAUUUGCUGAAUGCCCGUUAAACGUCAAUCGAUGUAACAACCCUUGGAAAUCUUCCAUAGGAGAAUUUCCGGUUUUAAAAUCUGGUGAAGAUGUACUCGUCACGUCUAGCAAGAUCAUGGAUUACUUGAGAGGAAAAAACUUCAAUGCCGAUUAUCAACUGACGGCAAAGCAGGGAGCAGACACUCUUGCAUUUGUUUCACUGGUCCAUAGCAAAUUGUACCCAGCAAUUUUAUUUACAUUAUGGGUGGAUAACACAAAUUACACUAAAUUAACUCGUCCAUGGUAUGCACAAAGAUUACCUUUUCCACUGAACUAUUUUAUCCCUGGACACAUCUCAAGACAAACAAGGAGGCACCUGUCAAAUGAAAUGCACUCAGAGGUGACAGAUGAUGCACUGGAAAAUAAGCUUUUCAAAGAUGCUUUGGAAUGUCUAAAACUGUUAUCCACAAUGCUGGAUGGAAAGGAGUUUUUUUUUGGUGACAGUCCAACCACCCUUGAUGCUGUGGUAUUUGCUCAUCUUGCAGUGAUCUGGAAAGCCCCAUUACCAAAUAAAAAACUGUAUAACUAUCUACAAGGAUAUGACAAUUUGUGUACGUUCUGUGGACGAAUAUUACAGCGCUACUUCCCGGGAGAAGUAAAUGAACAACAACAACCGUCUUCAUCGCCAUACGGUCAGGAUGACUCGGACUCAUCUGAGCGGCGUAAUAAAUGGUUGGCCAUUGGUUUUGCUACACUGGUCAUGACACUGUACGCAUUGUCCACUGGUCUGAUCAGGGUAGAAAUCAAAAGAGAGGGAGAUGGGGAGAAAUCAAACUCAGAGCAAGAAAGCAGUGAAUGAAACACUGCAGUGUGAACCGAAUAAUGCUUAGGUUGUUAGAUAAGACGCACCAGGAAAAAAUACAAGGGGAGUACGCAAAAUUGUUCACAGUGAUCACUACACAAGUGUUCUUCUAGCGUCAGAAAGGAUGGCAGGUUGUAAUAUAAACAAUAAAUUUAAACUUUUUCUUGACAGC
Pocillopora damicornis (cauliflower coral) is the source of this 1110-nucleotide messenger RNA. Its product is annotated as metaxin-1. The record is from RefSeq and is a predicted model, not a curated record. Gene Ontology annotation, biological process: mitochondrion organization. Gene Ontology annotation, cellular component: SAM complex; cytoplasm. Lineage: Eukaryota; Metazoa; Cnidaria; Anthozoa; Scleractinia; Pocilloporidae.